AUGUCGGAUCAUUUCCUCGUAAGAGCAAAAAUAAAUAUCAGAAUAUCAACAGAGUGGCGAAAAACACAGAAUUAUAAAGAGAAAAUAGAUAGAAAUGCGCUGAAAACAUCAACAGCUAAAUUAUAUCAAGAAAAGUUAAUGUUGAAAUUACAGAAUAUACAAGAAAGACCAAAUAUAAGUGAAACAUGGAAAGAAGUAGAACAAACAGUAAAAACCAUAGCUGAAGAAGUAUUUGGGUACAUACCAGAAAAACAAGGAAAAUGUUGUUCAAUGAAGAAUGUAAAAGAGCUUUACAUUAAAAAGAUAGAGCCCGCAUGA
Molecule: messenger RNA, 318 nt
Organism: Cinara cedri
Lineage: Eukaryota; Metazoa; Arthropoda; Insecta; Hemiptera; Aphididae
Source: the annotation of a GenBank genome assembly